Messenger RNA from Trichomycterus rosablanca, 1610 nucleotides. RefSeq names its product excision repair cross-complementation group 8 (gene ercc8). The record is from RefSeq and is a predicted model, not a curated record. The transcript has 12 exons. Gene Ontology annotation, molecular function: protein binding. Gene Ontology annotation, biological process: protein polyubiquitination; transcription-coupled nucleotide-excision repair; proteasome-mediated ubiquitin-dependent protein catabolic process. NCBI's taxonomy places the organism in Eukaryota, Metazoa, Chordata, Actinopteri, Siluriformes, Trichomycteridae. The coding region runs from base 182 to 1375 and encodes 397 amino acids. Gene Ontology annotation, cellular component: Cul4A-RING E3 ubiquitin ligase complex; nucleotide-excision repair complex.
CGAUGGUUCUAACUAAUAUGUUAUGUUUGCCGAGAAGAUUGUUUAAAAUAUUAAGCUAGCAGUAACGGACUUUUGAGUAUCCAGACAGCUAAUGGUGGUAAUUACAGUAUGAUAACAAAUUCAGAAUAAAAGAUCAAGUUGCUAUCAGACUAAAUGCGGAUUUUGUGGAUAAACAUUCGAAAUGCUCAGUUUUCUAACAGCAAGACAAACGGGUCUGGACGAACCGGUUCGCCUAAGACGAGCAGAAUCAACACGAAGGGUUUUGAGCUUGGAGUUAAAUCAUGAUAGAGAUGUGCAACGAAUACAUGGGAAUGGAAUCAACUCUAUUGACGUUGAAGUCGUUGAAGGAAGAUAUAUGAUAUCCGGAGGUUCAGAUGGAGUUGUUGUAAUCUAUGACUUGGAAAACAGCAGCAAGAAGCCACAUUAUACUUGUAAAGCAGUUUGUACGGUGGGCAGGUCAAAUCGUCAUGCGCACAAGUUUAGUGUGGAGACAGUGCAGUGGUAUCCUUAUGACACUGGCAUGUUCAUAUCCAGCUCAUUUGACAAAAGCAUGAAAGUUUGGGAUACAGAGACAUUAAAGCCAGCUGAUAUGUUCCAGUUUGAUGGGAAUGUCUACUGCCACCAUAUGUCUCCUAUUGCCAGGAAACACAGUCUGAUAGCAGUUGGUACCAAAGACCCUAAAGUUCAGCUGUGUGAUCUGAAGUCUGGUUCACGCAGCCACAUCCUGCAGGGUCACAGAGGAGAGAUUCUCUCUGUACAAUGGUCUCCACGUUAUGAGCACAUCCUGGCCACUGCUAGCACUGACAGCAGAGUGCAUUUAUGGGAUGUACGAAGAGCUUCUGGAAGCCUCUUUGCUUUAGAUCAGUACAACGGGGACAAGUCUAAAGCUUCGUCUGAAACAGUGAACACGGCUCAUAAUGGGCGUGUAAACGGACUGUGCUUCACUGAUGAUGGCCUUUAUCUUCUCACUACGGGCACAGAUGACCGUAUGCGCUUGUGGAACAGUGCUACAGGCGAAAACACACUGGUAAACUAUGGAAAAGUGGUUAACGAGAGUCGUAAAGGUGUGAAGUUCACUGUCUCGAGAGGAUGCAGUCCUGAGUUCGUGUUUGUUCCAUGUGGGAGCUCAGUGGCGGUCUACGGCCUUCACACAGGCAAGCUGGUGACGACGCUAAGAGGGCAUUAUAAUAAUGUAGACUGCUGUGAGUUUCACUCAGACUAUCAGGAGCUCUACAGUGGUGGGAAGGACUGUAACAUCCUGGCAUGGAUUCCUGUGCUGCGUCAACCCGACAUCGAGGAGGAGAGGCCCAAGGGUGGAGCUCAGUCUGCAGUUAAUCCUGCUUUUGAAGAUGCCUGGAGCAGCGAUGAAGAUUGAUUAAGCCAAAGAUUGUUUUACAGUCACACAACUUUGCAAUAUUCUGAAGUGGUCUUUCAGCACUGACCUAAAAAAUCUAAAAAUCUAAAAAUCGUGGAAUUACAUAAUCAGAUGUAUUUCAUUAUUCUGAACUUAAAAUAGUACCUCAACAUUCCAGUCGGCCUUUCAAACUUUGGACUUCUGCCAUUAAAGAGACAUUAAAACAACUGUUUGCAUUAAAAACUGUUUCAUACAU